Messenger RNA from Capronia coronata CBS 617.96, 696 nucleotides. RefSeq lists its product as uncharacterized. NCBI's taxonomy places the organism in Eukaryota, Fungi, Ascomycota, Eurotiomycetes, Chaetothyriales, Herpotrichiellaceae. The transcript has a single exon. The coding region runs from base 1 to 696 and encodes 231 amino acids. The record is from RefSeq and is a predicted model, not a curated record.
AUGUCCAUUGCCAACUACGUCCAUCCCAGCACGUAUGGGAGUCUGUCCGACCAGGAGAUGUCCGUAGUGCAGCAGAUACACGACUUUACCGAGAGAUAUUUCCAGAACCCAUGCUUCGAUGCGUCGCACGAUUUCGAGCACGUGAAAAGGGUGGUCAAGAAUGCAGUGACCAUUCUUGAGAGGGAAGAGGAAAGGAGGAAGCAAGACGCAUUGCCUGCUUUGAAUCCUCUGAGUGUCAUCCUUGGGGCGCUGCUCCACGAUGUCGAGGAUAAGAAGUAUAUCACCUCAGUGAACGACAACUCUCCGCUGAAGCGUGCAAUUGUAGAAGCGGGAAUGCCUCUAGAAUAUGCGGCGCAGAUGCAAGUGUUGGUCGAAGGGGUUUCGUACUCGUCAGAGAUCCGGGACCCACAACGUAUCAAGAAUCUGAUUGAAGCCAUUCCAGAGCUCGCCAUUGUCCAGGACGCCGACCGGCUCGACGCAAUAGGCGCCAUUGGUAUCGGACGAUGUUUCACUUUUGGAGGAGCCAAAGGGGCGCGGAGUCUGGAGCAUUCAAUCAACCACUUUGAAGACAAGUUGUUGAAGCUCGAAGGUAUGAUGAAGACAGAAGCAGGAAAGGCCAUGGCGCAGGAGAGGUCACGGAGGAUCCGUGAAUUUAUGGUCUGGUGGCGGGACGAGGUUGGGGCCCCCAAUUCAUGA